AUGGAAGUGGAUAAUACCGAAAACCAAAAUGAAGGCGACCAGGAUUGGCGUCUACUUACGGCAAAAUCCAGAGCAAACUACUGUUCCGAGCGUGCUGCUCUCUUUGAUAGUGAGAACCAUCUCCGGUUGGAUGCCCCAGCUAUUCUUCGAAAGUCCAAUGAAAUGGAUAAUUUCAGCCACUAUUUGACAGGAAAUGAGUCGGUUUCGAAAUCCAAUAGUUUGUUGGAAAACGAGGAACCAUACAUUUUGGAAUACGAUGUCGCUGGUGGCUUGCCUGGCAUCAAGUAUCGUGGAGUCAGCACCGAAGACCAAGACAAAUAUGAGCAGGAACUUGUGGAUAAGUUCUUGGAAGUCGCCGAAGCAGAUGCAAAUAGUAUCAAAUCGGCAUUUGCUUUAUCCCAGGACUCUGGCUUAAACAAAGUGUACACCGAGACAAUCACCGAGAUACAAGAAGUAAGAAAGAUUUGCUCCAAGAUCUCUCUUGUUAGACAAAUGCAGACUCAGUCGUUUGUUCACCACUCGCAAAUGAAGCAGCCCGAGAUCGAAACUAUCAAAGAGAUUGAUAUUGAUCCGAUUCUGAAACUUUCCAACCACGAUCCAUUUCACGAGCUGAUUCAAUAUCCUGUUCUUCGACGUAAUAUUGCAAAGAUUGCAAUGCAAACCGGGUUUGAAACCACUCAGCCAUUUGCAAUCAAUACCUUGACUCAGGUGGCUGCUCGUUACAUGAGCAAUUUGAUCAAAACCGUCAAAACUCACUGUGAGCUGGUGUCUCUGAAUCACUUGAGUAACGCCGAGGUAAUCUUGGUUUCUCUCGUGGAAAAUGGGGUCAAUAAACCCGAUGAUCUUUAUACUUUUGUCAAGGAACGAGUGUUGAAGCAACAAGCCAAGCUUAAAGAUCUUCGUCAAAAGUUGUCCAAUUUCUUACGGGACCUCUUGCGGCCCGGAUUGGAAAAUUUCAAUGAACGGAGCUUUGAAGACAACAGUGAGCAGUUUAUCACGGGAGAUUUCUCGAGUGAUUUGGGUGAUGAUUUCUUUGGAUUCAAAGAGCUUGGGUUGGACAAAGAGUUCAAAAUGCUCUCGCUGUCGAUUCCCAUCUACCUUCUUCAUUCGAGAUUGCACAACUCGUACUCUAGUACUGGAAACGAAUUGAAGAGAAAUAAGUAUAGCGACCUUGAAGACCUUCCACCAAUCAAGCUAGCGGCUUCAGACAUCAAUGACCAAAUCGAACUAGUAAAACCAUUUUACCAGCAACUAGUGGAGAAAACAAAGUCUCAUUACGUCAAAUCACAAAAGAAAAAAGGAGAAUCUACCGAACUACCACCAGACGAAGAAUUGUACAUUAUAGAGGAUGAAGAGCUUCCUCAGAAACAGAGGAAUGUUCGCCCCAGACUUCCACCAACAGGAAAGAUUUCCUCAACCAAGAAGAAGCCACUUUCUUCUGGCUACUUUUUACCCGAGGUAGCUUAA
Messenger RNA from Meyerozyma guilliermondii ATCC 6260, 1467 nucleotides. RefSeq lists its product as uncharacterized. NCBI's taxonomy places the organism in Eukaryota, Fungi, Ascomycota, Pichiomycetes, Serinales, Debaryomycetaceae. The coding region runs from base 1 to 1467 and encodes 488 amino acids. Gene Ontology annotation, cellular component: SLIK (SAGA-like) complex; SAGA complex. Gene Ontology annotation, biological process: regulation of transcription by RNA polymerase II. The record is from RefSeq and is a predicted model, not a curated record. The transcript has a single exon. Gene Ontology annotation, molecular function: structural molecule activity; protein heterodimerization activity.